CCAAAUAAGAAUGACCCGGAUGAGAAAACUCCCAACAACAAGCGACUACAACAUGGCAGCGUACACAGGUGAUGAUGACUGUGAGGUGUGUGAUGAUGUACCCGAGCUGUCCGACAGUGAUGAAGAACAAUGGCAGUCAAUGGAGGAGGGAUCUGAAUGCAUAACAGUCCCGUGUUUACUCUGUGACAGCAGGACUUUCACCUCUGUGUCUGAAACAGUACAACACUGUAAGACAGAUCAUGGUGUGGAUAUUCCAGAUCUUGUCCAAAAACACAGGCUUGAUGACUAUGGCUACAUAAAGAUGAUAAACUACAUUAGAACUACAAAAUGUUCUGCAGAGAGUUUGGAACUUGCUUCAAAUGGUCCAUUGCCAUGGGACAGUGAUCAAUAUAUGAAACCAGCUUUACCAGAUGACCCAUUACUGCAGAUAGAUGUUGAAGAGUUGAUCGAAGCUGCAGAUGUGACGUUGAGCCCCGCGGCUGGUGAUCAGGUGCCUCUUCUGCUUCAGAGAGCCAGACAGGCUGAAGACAGAGCUCAGAGAGCUGAGGAAGCCCUGGCCCGGGCCAUGGACGAUCUGCACAAACUCAAAUUGUUGGCACAAGGUUUAGUGCUGAACGCAGACACAAGUCGUGGCCCUUCACGCUCAGGGGCCAUUGCUGAGUUGAGAGAAGAAGAAGACGAGGCCUACUUUAGCUCUUAUGGGCAUUACAGCAUCCAUGAGGAGAUGCUGAAGGACAAGGUGCGCACUGAGAGCUAUCGAGACUUCAUGUACCACAACAUAGACGUCUUCAAGGACAAGGUGGUGCUUGACGUGGGAUGUGGUACGGGAAUCCUCUCCAUGUUCGCCGCCAAAGCGGGAGCCAGGAAGGUCAUUGCUGUCGACCAAUCUGAGAUCAUCUACCAGGCCAUGGACAUUGUCAGAUCAAAUAAACUUGAAGACACCAUCACACUGAUCAAGGGCAGAAUAGAAGAAAUUGACCUUCCUGUGGAAAAAGUGGACAUCAUCAUUUCAGAGUGGAUG
This is a messenger RNA of Sinocyclocheilus rhinocerous, 1021 nucleotides long. Its product is annotated as protein arginine N-methyltransferase 3-like. The transcript has 10 exons. The record is from RefSeq and is a predicted model, not a curated record. NCBI's taxonomy places the organism in Eukaryota, Metazoa, Chordata, Actinopteri, Cypriniformes, Cyprinidae. Gene Ontology annotation, molecular function: histone methyltransferase activity; protein-arginine N-methyltransferase activity. Gene Ontology annotation, cellular component: nucleus. Gene Ontology annotation, biological process: peptidyl-arginine methylation, to asymmetrical-dimethyl arginine; chromatin remodeling. The annotation marks the transcript as partial.